AUGAAUUCUCCGUUGGUGGAGCAGACUCUGGAUGAGAUCGAGAACACUCUAAAGUUUCUCAGCACAGAUUUUGAAUCCGACCACGAGCCAGCACCUGAGGAUGUGCGCGGCUCAACGGCUUCGGCUCCUGUGCGCCCGCUCUACUCUAACCGGCAAAGCAUGAGCCCUGGUAUAUCGCCCCAGAGCAAGUCUGUCGCUUCUUGGCCAUUGUGUUCAGAGGAGGAUGUGGCCUAUUUUGUCUACGCUGUCGAGUCGUCCCAACGCAGACCGUCACAUGGGAUCGUGCCGCCUCCCCGCAACCCUGCACGCAACUCUGUAGCAUCGUCAAGACGAAGACAGUCCUCGUCUGCCGGAUCCACAUCCUCAUUUGCGCCUAAUCCAUUCCCAGCUCCAGCAAAACCGCUACCUGCUCUGCCGCCUCCAACACGCUCAUCAAGGCGCCUCUCACAGCAAUUGUCCAUAUCUGAGCGUGGCUCCUUUGCCGAAUGCGAUCGGUUCUCACAAUACUCCGGAACAACCACUACUGAGCCAUCGAGAUCAUCAGUCCUGUCUAUUAACCCCUUUAGUCCUACGUUAGACAUCACAGAGCGGCCGCUCACCGCCUGCACGAGUCCAGAAGGAGGAAGCCCGCAGACCACUAGCCCGAAAUCAAGCCUCCCAGAGAGUCCGGUGCUAGAUGCUGCAUCACCAGACCCGGAACCGCAGACGGCGGAUGGCCCAAGGAAUCAGGUCGCACUACAGGUAAAGCACCGCCAGCACUUCCGGGUUGAGAAACGCAAGGGAAAUUCCAUCAUCUACAUUGAUGCCUCGGCUUCCGGCCCCACAUUCGCGACGAAGCACGGCAAGAACCUGCUCCGAUUCUGGUCGAUUGGAACUGGCCUUCUCACUGGUGCCGUCAAGUUUUCCGCCUAUAUCGACGCCCAUCCUCGGUCACGCGACUACCUUGUCCGGAGCCAUGCCAUUCUCUCUGAGCGGGAUCGACUGGUUGCCAUCUCGACCCGGUUUGGUCGUACCGUCGAGAUGUGGGAUUGGGCCAAGAACAAGAAGCUCCAGCAAAUCAGCGACGUGGACCGCUGGGCGUCCGGGCGAUAUGACUCUUUUGAGCAUGGAUGGAGUCCCUUCGCGGCGUACCGAGGGGACACGUCUACGAUCGACCUGUAUGCGGCGAUGAGGCGCGACAAGAAGCCAUUUGCCAAGGUUCGCACCAUCGAUCUAAAGAAGGCACACCUGCCCACGACAAUGCAGUUCCCUGAGCUUGCCCUCUCCCCUACCAGUCCUCUGCUUGUUGCUGCCUCGGGGCCCAGGACACCACGCGCCGGUCGGCCGCCACCAUUCCGCGAGACCCUGCUUGUGGCCUGGGAGAUUGAUGACUAUCGCGAGGUGUCCAACGAGCCAUACCGGGUCCUCAAACCAUGGGACCACCGUGAGCUGAACAACGCAUGCCCAUUCAGCCUCUAUACGUAUGGAAGUCUUGCUGUCUCAAUCUGGAUCCCUGCCAGCCAGCGCUCAGAAGCCAGAGGCUCGACGAUGACGGGCUCUGUUGACUUCAAACUGGUUCCGGUGGACGUGGCUUUCCGAUACGUGCUGGUGUGGGACAUGUCCAAGGACUCGACGCGAUUGUACCCAAUCCCCAACACGACCUCAUGCAUCUCCCCAGACUGCCGAUUCGUGGCAUACUGCCAGAUUGCGGACAGGCUGAGCAAGCUCGCGGUGCUGGACGCCACGACCGGUGAGGAGGUGUGGUGUGUCGGGGGUGAGGGCAACCUAAAGUCCAUCGAGCAGUUCGGCGACCUCUCUCAGAUUACUGAUUUGGCAUUCUCUCCCGACGGAAGGCUUCUCUUCCUCGGAGACGCUGAGGGGACGACGAGGGUGUGCGAUGUCGGCGAGGUGAACUAG
Molecule: messenger RNA, 1896 nt
Organism: Clonostachys rhizophaga
Lineage: Eukaryota; Fungi; Ascomycota; Sordariomycetes; Hypocreales; Bionectriaceae
Source: the annotation of a GenBank genome assembly